Messenger RNA from Penicillium coprophilum, 1731 nucleotides. RefSeq lists its product as uncharacterized. The record is from RefSeq and is a predicted model, not a curated record. NCBI's taxonomy places the organism in Eukaryota, Fungi, Ascomycota, Eurotiomycetes, Eurotiales, Aspergillaceae. The coding region runs from base 1 to 1731 and encodes 576 amino acids. The transcript has 3 exons.
AUGCUGGAUGACUUAGACAACGUCUUCGACGACCAUCCAUCCCUGGACGCGUCGCUCGAAGACUUUGAGAACAAUACCAACCCCCACAGAUCCCCAAUGUUCGCUCUGCCAUCCCAACACUCCGGAUUCCGGUCUGAAGACUCAGAUGGGGAAGAUGCAGAGAUCGAGGACCCCGCCCAGGAGCGUUGGUCACCUCCAGGCUUUCACCAACCCGAAUACGUCCAGGGCAGUGGAUGGUACCGCCACCAGCCCUAUCUACGCAAAGAUAACCUCAAUACGGAUCGCUUGCAACUCAAGCCCACAAUCGGGCUGAAUACCCCCCUCCAUGGAAGAUCUCCAAGUCCGCCUCCGGCUCCGACAGGACGCACACCUCGCCACAGUCCCGAGGACGACGGGGUGGGCUUUGGUGCGGAAAAUCUGAGCAACUUGCGCGCAGAAGUCCAGCACCGAGAACCCGUUGCCGCAUUGUUAGGCUUUCUGCGCUCAAAGUUCGAGCGCAUGACCAGCUCCAAGUCUAACACCACCUUAUCUAUCAUAAUCCUCCUCCUCUCAGUCGCGUUCAUGCGUGCCCUAGUCCUACCAGGCCUCCCGCAAUCGAUCCCCGAUCUAGUAAAGCUAUCCGGCUUUGCGCGCUCCUUCGAACCACUGAUAUACUACUCAGAGAACGGCGUCCAGCAAAUCGGCACCCUACAAGAAACUGGUGUCGCAGUCUGGGAUCUGAGCGAGUCCGUCCGCGGCACAAAUAUGACCAGCGCACCCAUAAUCGUGCGCCAACUCGAUGAACUCUCCGAUUCCCUAAAGUCCCUUUCCCUCGAGCUAACCCGCUUCUUCGCAAACGUCGACUCCGACAUCGACUCCAUCCUGAUAGUAAUGGACUGGGCCAAGCGCGAGCUCGAAACCCUCUCUGCGCAACCGCCAAGCACCCUCCCUACCAUCGUCUUUGACAACAUGCACAACAUGCUCUCACGUCUCGGCGCACUCGAACGCUCGGCCCAGGUUUCCGACAACGGCGUCUCCGCAACCUCAACGACCACAACCCCACUCGGUCACCUCGUAAUGGCCGUCUUCGGGCCAACUUCCGCACAGCGCACACGUACAACCCUAACCCGCACCUUCACGGAGUUCCUCUCAGUCCUGGAGGAAUCAAUCAACAGCGAACUCACCCACUCAACCGCGCUGUUCGCGCUCUUCGAGUCCAUUGACCGCCAGUUCCUCAAUCUGCAGCGCACGGUAGUCCGCGAAUCAGACGCCCAGGAACGCGCAGAGGGCGAGAUGCUUUCUUCUCUGUGGACGCGCGUGCUUGGACCGGAUGCUGCGGCAGUUCGCAAGUACGAGAAGAAUAAGAAACUCCUCGCCAAUGUCCGCAGUCGUACGGUCGCCAAUAAACACCUUCUCGUUGACCACCGCGGCCGACUGCUCACGCUGAAGGUCAAUCUUGAGACGCUGCGCAGAAAGCUUGUUAGUCCGCUCGUGCGUCGGAAUGACUCCGUUAGCUUUGUUGGCUCGAUCGAUGGAGGUGGAGGGAAUGGGAAUGGGAAUUCUGGCUCUACAGGCCGAAUGCUUGGCCCUGUUGAAGCCGUUAUCGAUGGACAGAUUCGUGGGUUGGAGGGGACGUAUGAUUAUCUGCGUACUGUUCGCGAGAAGCAGAAGGCGAAGCUUAUGGAGCUAGUCUAUGGGGCUGGGAGGAAGCCGAGCCGGGCUAUGAUUGAUGGGUUGGAUGAUGAUGAGUGA